Messenger RNA from Aaosphaeria arxii CBS 175.79, 823 nucleotides. RefSeq lists its product as uncharacterized. Lineage: Eukaryota; Fungi; Ascomycota; Dothideomycetes; Pleosporales. Bases 422 to 628 code for a protein of 68 amino acids. The transcript has a single exon. The record is from RefSeq and is a predicted model, not a curated record.
UCUUGUUAUUGAAGAGCGGAAUCAGACGACCUCGUGGAUUGGGUCCCUUCCUUAUCUCCAUCGCCCUCCAUUAAUGCCAACUACAACGAAGACAUUUUAAAAGACAUCGAAACCACUCCCUCACCUACACUAUUCCUCUCCUCACGUACAAAAUUACCUUACGCACGACAACUCCAACCCCAAAAAGGCAGGCAGGCCAACGAAAGGAUCGAAGUCACACCCUGAUCCUGCCCUUCCUUUCGCUUCACAUGAACCCUCCGACUCACGAAUACUGUGUACGGGGGCGGGGACGCCGAUAUCGUAUCAAGCUCGUCCCGUCUGUCUGUCUGUUGUGCGAUCGUGGGGUUGUGGGAUCGUGGGAUCGGGAGUGUGAUAGGGAGGGUGAUAGGGAUUGGGAUGAGGGGGGAAGGGGGCGCACGACAUGGACGAUGUGUGGUUGACGGUGUGGGAAAGUUUAUGUGCUUAUGAUCUAUGCAUACGGCUGUGGUUUAUGCUGUUAUGCGUUGUUUGUAUGUACGCUGCAGUGUACAUGCGUAGCAAUGUGCUACUCACUACGCAGUAUGCAUUCGAAAGACAUGGUGCGAGCCAGUGGGUAACGUGUGUGGGGACGGAAUGUGGGGGGAGGUGAGGUGAGGUGUUGGUUGGUUGGUUAGUGGGUAGGAGGUGUGAUGACGUGCUUUGCUAUUUUUUGUGUUUCCUUUUUCUUUUUUAACUUCGGGGAGAACGAUUUGUGGUGGGUGAUGAUCGGUGGGGGUAGGAGGGGAGGAUUGAAGAGGUGAUGUGGUGAUGAUUGCAUGCGGGUGGGAUGAACGGUGGAGAUGGG